GUAUUGUCCACAAAGCAGUGGGCAUACUAAAAAGUCGAAUUCUUGCCAACACUAAAAAAAUGGAUCAGGAGUAUUAUUCAACAGAAGAAUUAACACCAGCUAAGCAGAAAGAAUUUAUUGAUCCAUUACUGUACAGAAUGGUUUCUUGGCUUUCUAGCAAUGACAAUUAUGCUAAUGCAACUGCUGUUAAUAAUGAGAAGCAUGAAACCAAAGUGAUAGCUAUUGCAUCUGAUAUUACAAGUCUUGUUUCAUCCGUCAAUUCCCCAAAACACCUUGGUCUGUCAGUUCAUUUGUACAAUGAGUUCGGUAGCCGGCAUUUAGUUGAAGACAUGUCUAAUCUUGGUUAUGGGAUUUCUUACUCCGAACUUCGUAUGUUUCUUUCUUCAGCAGCUGAACAUGUUAUUCAAACUCAAAGGAUUACUAAGUCUGGUGGACUUGUACCUGAAAACAUUUCUCACAUAAAUGAUGGUGGACAGUACAUCGUUGGAGUGGCAGAUAAUUGGGACCAUAAUGAGAAAACUGUAGACGGCAAAAGAACUACACAUGCAAUGACUUCCAUUCUUGUAGCCCCUAAUGUCGAUGUUGACAUGCCGUUGCCUAGAUUACCAAGGUCACCAAAUAGAAGCUUUGACAAAGCAGCUUUUCCAGGAGGCAGUUUGUACCACAUCACAGCAUACAAGAAACCUACUUCUCGCCCAUGUCCACACUUUGAUCCACCAGUGACCAAGAAGGAAGUUAAGCCUAUUGAAUGUAUGUCAGUUAAAGCUGCAAAAAUGAAGGAAUUGCUCUUUAAUUUUGGUCGAUGUUCAGUGUUUUGUGAGGAUCAAGCAGAAAACAGCUUAGGAAGAUUCCAACCAUGGGAUACAUUUCAAGCCAGUGUCAUGCAAGACACUCCUAGUAUCUCCAAUGUUGCCUACAAUCCAAUUAUUAUGGCAACACCAACUGAUUACAGUACCGUUUACACUGUUCUUUUACGGCUAAAGGAAUGCAUGAAUGAACUUGGCCAAGGAUAUGCACCUGUAGUAUUCGACAUGAGUUUAUUGUCAAAAGCUCUUGAAAUAGUAUGGUGUCAAAAAGAAGAACUGCAGGGUAUCAUUCCAUGUGAGGGAGGAAUGCAUAUGCUUAUGUCUGUCUUUGCAGGCAUUGGUCACAUCUAUGGAGAUGCUGGUCUUUUUCAACUUCUUUCUGAGUCUGGGGUUUACUCCUCUGUCACUGCGUCCAAUAUUCUAGCUGGGAAAGACUUUGACCGUGGUCUCACAGCAUUUAAACUAAUUGAUGAGGUGCUGCAUACCCGACUACUGAUAAACUUUGAGAGUUGGUGUAUUGAUAAUGAGAGGGAUUUUGACGAGGAAGUAAUUACUAGUCUUCUUCAAUUAAAAGAUCAGACUGAGGUGACAGAUACAGAAAUUGAGACAUGGUGUGAGGCUGCAAGUAAUAACAUGUUUUCAUUACUUGAGGAGUUCAGAAAAGAGUCCAGAAAUAUCUCUCCUACUUUUAGAUUAUGGGAUGAUUAUCUUAGAAGGAUAUCAGUACCUCUGAAGCUGUUCAUCUCAUCAACAAGAAGUCCAAACUGGAACAUUCAUAAAUAUGCCAAACUUUGCCUUCUUCCUUUUUUAUUUGCAUCAAACAGAACAACAUAUGCAAAGUACAUAACUGUCCAAGUCUUACAGAUGAAUAGAUUGCCAGAAGAUGUUGAGGAAGGUUUUCAGAAGGGUAUGUUUACUGCUAAAUUGUCUUCGGGCAAAUUCAACAGUGUAUGGCUAGAUUACACUCUAGAAGUAACUGAAAAUAAAGCUUUGAAAGGGGCAGGUGGAAUAAUUGGAUUAACACUGAAGGAAGGUGCCCUCACAAGAUGGUUUUUGUCACGUCCAAUUUCCUCUCGGUACUCUGCAGACUUUCACAAGAGUCUUUGUUCAGAGAAAGACCAGCAGCACAAGCAUCAUACGGACAGCAAAGCUAAACGCGAGCAAUACAACAGAAGCGUAGCAAAAAUGGCUUCGUCAUUCGAUGCUAAUUUUAUUGACCCCUUUAAUACAAGAAAAACACCACCAAGACUAGUCAAUUUUGCAACCUGUAUCCAAGCUACAGAAGAAGUGGAAAAGAGCAUGUUAGAUUACUUGGAUAAAGGUGAAGAACUCAUGAACAAGUUUAUUUCGGAAAGAUUAAUUGUAAAACCUGAUGGAACUGACCCACCUUUGAAAAGUUUCCAUAGCCCAAUGACAAGAAAUAAAAUUCUCACAAUGACAGAGCCUAAGAAAAGAACUCAAACUAAACAGCAAUUAAAAACAAUAUCCAGUGAAGUUAUGUUUCAGCGGCUACUAGCUGUCAACUCCUAUAAAAAAGUAUCACAAGAACGGGUGUUUGCAUAUGAAAACACAGCGGUUCCAACGAGUAUGUUCUCUGAAGAUGGGUCAAUGCUCAAAUGUAAAAAGUCAGAUUUCAUGCAGAUGCUUGAAAACCUGCUUCAAGAUCAGACAACUAGUAUUAGAAAUGUAGACACGCUAUUGUUGGAUGCAAUGGCCUCUGUACAAGCAAUGACUCCUCCCUCUGAAAAUCUUACAUUUGAUGAUGUAGCUAAUAACUUCCUUAAAUUUGUUCUUAUGAAAGCACAUAGUAUUGAAGGUGUAAAAUCUUUACACCUCAUAUUUGACAGAUAUGACCCUGAAAGUUUGAAGUCACAAACAAGAUUGCAAAGAGGUGAUGUCUCGUCAUCAGCCACUCUUCAUAUCCAUGGGCAGCUGCGUUUGCCAAAGAACUGGAAGGCAUUUAUUUCAAUUGGUAAAAACAAGGAAAGUCUAAUUCAAUACUUUACAGAGUACAUUAUCAAACAUGCAGCCUUGCACAUAAAUGAUGCUGAAACAAUUUAUAUCAGUGGAAAUCAUAAAUGCUUCAAAGUUGUAAAGACUUCUUGCGAAGAAGUUCCAGAAUUAAACAGCAAUCAGGAAGAAGCUGACUCAAGAAUUAUUCUUCAUGCUGCAUUUGCCAAAUCCAAAGGCGUUCGUUCUGUUGCAGUGAGUAGCCCUGAUACAGAUGUGCUUGUUCUCCUUCUCCAUCACUGUCAAACAAUUGGUAUAGAAGAACUUUUCUUCGUGACCGGAAGAACAGGAGUACAUACCGAUACAAAGAGGUACAUAUCUGUUCACCACUUAUACAAUAUGUUAACUGAAGAGCAGCAUAACAUCAUCUUACCAGUAUACUGUUUAUCCGGAUGUGAUACAACAAGUUCAUUUUAUGGCAAAGGGAAGAAGAAAGCAUUUAAACUAUUGAUUCAAAAUGCAUCCAAAUAUCAAGGAUUAAAAGACAUGGGAGAAGAGGCUUUAUUCACACAAUCACAAAAGCAGGCUUGUACUAGUUUUGUUGCUGAUCUCUAUGGUAGCAGUGAAUGUACUUCAUUAAAUGCCCUUCGUUGCUCUAAGGCAUUGCAAUCUCUAUCUCCUCGAUACUUGCCUCCUUCUGAAAACAGUUUUGUUUUGCAUUGUCUGAGAUGUGUACUACAACUGUAUAUUUGGCGAAAUGCAACCAUAGCAGUACAACAUUUGCCACCGCCUUCGCAGUUUGGAUACAAAAAAACUGAUGCUGGAGUGUUGGAACCUAUUACCAUGUCUCAGUCUGUUGCGGCUCCAGAACUUCUAAAGGAUGUAGUUUGUUCAUGUAUUAUCUGCAAUGAACUGUGUUCGUGUUUUAAAAAUCAGAUACCAUGCACCUCUGCCUGUGUCUGUAUUGGCUGCACGAAUGAUUCAGAAGACAGACCAAUGUGUACAAAUAUUUUCACAAUGACAUCUUUGUACAAUGAAACUUCUGAAGAUAACAUUAUGAAAUGAUUUAAUGCUACAUGGUGUUUUGGUAUGUUAAAGUUUGUUUUAAGAGAAAUGCACCAAUUUCUUAAUGAACUGUUGUCUGUUUAGAGCAAAUGUACUGUAUAAAAACAGUUUUACAUUUCUACACUGAUGAUGUCAUUUUUUUUGUUAUAUUAUAUCACUUAUAAACAGAUUGGUAAUUAAAUAAUCACAGCUAUUAUUAAGACAAGUGUAUGUGUAUAAAAUGUUUUAAUGUAUAAUCAAGAUUUUUAAAAAUUGUGAUUGGAAAGAAAAUGACAAUAUGUUGCGUUUAAUAAAUACAGGUAUUCAUUU
Messenger RNA from Ruditapes philippinarum (Manila clam), 4130 nucleotides. RefSeq lists its product as uncharacterized. The transcript has 2 exons. NCBI's taxonomy places the organism in Eukaryota, Metazoa, Mollusca, Bivalvia, Venerida, Veneridae. The record is from RefSeq and is a predicted model, not a curated record. Bases 60 to 3821 code for a protein of 1253 amino acids.